AAUUUCACUAGUCAGUUAUCUCAUUAGUCAUUAUCUUUUAUGUUCGUAAAUUCAUUAAUAAUUGCUCUAAAGAAGCGAAAACAUUGAAAAUUAAUAAUUUAAAUUUUCUGUCCAACAGUCAACCUUUUAUUCAUAAACCAUGGGUAAAUCUACCGAACCCAAAUCCGACGGAGAUAAGCAAAAGAAUACCUUGGACAUAGGUCUGUUGGAAGAAGACGAUGAAUUCGAAGAGUUCCCAGUAGAAGAAUGGACUAGCCAAGAUGAAGAAGAUAAAGAGGCUAAUGUUUGGGAAGAUAAUUGGGACGAUGACAAUGUCGAGGAUGACUUCAGUGUUCAAUUAAGAGCUGAAUUUGAAAAGCAAAAUAUUCCUGCUACCUUUUAAUUCAUCUGCUGGUCCAUAAUGUGGUGUGUUUCGUUAAAUACGUGUACAAAUAAAAAAUUAUAAUUUCAUACAGUUAAUAUAGCAUUAUUACUAUUUAUUAUA
Molecule: messenger RNA, 484 nt
Organism: Rhopalosiphum maidis (corn leaf aphid)
Lineage: Eukaryota; Metazoa; Arthropoda; Insecta; Hemiptera; Aphididae
Product: 26S proteasome complex subunit SEM1-like
Exons: 3
Coding region: 140-382 (80 amino acids)
Biological process (GO): proteasome assembly; mRNA export from nucleus; double-strand break repair via homologous recombination
Cellular component (GO): proteasome regulatory particle, lid subcomplex; proteasome complex
Source: RefSeq, a predicted model, not a curated record